Messenger RNA from Didymosphaeria variabile, 2610 nucleotides. RefSeq names its product Golgi transport complex subunit 3 (gene COG3). The transcript is spliced from 4 exons. Lineage: Eukaryota; Fungi; Ascomycota; Dothideomycetes; Pleosporales; Didymosphaeriaceae. Gene Ontology annotation, cellular component: membrane; cis-Golgi network; COG complex. The coding region runs from base 1 to 2610 and encodes 869 amino acids. Gene Ontology annotation, biological process: intra-Golgi vesicle-mediated transport; Golgi organization; cytoplasm to vacuole targeting by the Cvt pathway. The record is from RefSeq and is a predicted model, not a curated record.
AUGUACGAAGAUGCGUCUUGGUAUUCGUCCUUCGUGCCGCGGGCUGUCAAGCCCAUCGAGAAGACCAAGCAUCGUCGCCGCGAGUCGCGUCUCGAGCAGCCAAACGAGGGCCCCACUGACGUCGAGCGCGCAGAAGCCAUCGUCGAGUCCGUAGAAGACCAGCCGGGAAGCCUCAAUGGCCCGCCGCCCGCCACCGUGGCCAGACGCGCAAAGUCGUACAGCGAUUUCUACGAUGUCGUCCGCGCCCAUCUGAAAAAGGAGAAGGAGCUGGAGCGCAAGAAGUCACGCGAGAAUAUCAGCAAUGAGCUGGAAUUUGCAGAGUGGUACAACGGCAUCCACGAGGAGCUGCUGGAUGCCAGCCACGAAGAGUACAAGCUCUACCAGGACCAGCUGCAUCUCACCCGAACCCACCUCGACACAAUCAUGGCCGAUACGACCGCCGCACUCGGAACGCUUUCGUCCCUCACCGCAUCCUUCCAGGCCGUCGACGCUCAGACCACCGCCUUCCGUACACAGUGCGAAGGCCUGAUAGAUGACCAGAAGCGCAUCACAAAGCUGGCAGAGGGCAUGGAGCAGAACCUACGCUACUACCUGUACCUAGAGCCCAUGACGAAGAGGCUCAAUGCCCCAGGAGCUGCAAAUAUUGUUCGUGGGAAGGAGUUCACAGAUAUGCUGGCCAAUCUGGACAGCUGUCUCGAGUACAUGCAGGCUCAUCCCAAGCACCGCGAGUCGGCCACCUACCGCUCCAGAUACCGCUUGCUCCUCACUCGCGCCCUGACGCUCAUUCGUGUACACUUCACGAACGCACUUCGUGAGAUCGCCGCAGACGUAGCGAAACGAAUAGCAGACCGGCAAUUGAACGACACCACAUCAUCGGCCUUGUUGUAUGCAAAAUUCCGUGUGGGCGCACCAGAGCUUAAGAGAAUGGGUCUAGAGAUUCAGAAACGAGCCGUAGUGCCCGCCGGCGCAGAGCCUGGAGCGGAGGCCGAGUACCAGAGCUUGAUGAACGAGCUAUACCAGAGCUACUCGGCGACUCGCGGACGCCUGAUUCUGCCCAUGGUCACUAAAAAGAUUGGCGAGAUAGCCCAGGCGCCGAGCUCCUCUAACGAUCUUGUUGCCUUUGCCCGCAGUAGCAUAAGCUACAUUCGCCGAAUAUGCUCCGAUGAGUCCGAUCUUUGGUGUGAGUGGUUCGAGGGUGAGCGCGGCAUGUACGACUACUUGGAGGCCAUGUGCGAGCCCAUGUACGAUCAUCUGCGCCCGCGAACCAUCCAUGAAACCCAGAUACUGAAGCUGUGCGAGCUGUGCACGUUCAUUCAAACACAGUACAUGGAAGAGGAGGACGAAGACGAAUCGCCUAUCGAGGCGCCCAGGUUGGAUUUCCAAACGCUUGUGCAACCGGCACUGCACGACGCACAGGAUCGACUUGUAUUCUUGUCUCUUGCAAUCCUUCGUGACGACAUCGAACGCUACAAGCCCAAACCAGAAGACCUGGAUUAUCCACUCAAGAAUAAGAAGCACGCUCUGUCAGGGUCCAAGUCGAACCAACCAGUGCUUUCAGGGAAGAAGGCACCCAAAACCGAUCUGCCGCCCACUCCGCAAAUGCCGAAGACGCCCACAGUGGUUGAAGAAGAUGAUCCAGAUGCCAAAUGGAGCUUCAACACCGAAGCUGCGUUCAAAGACUGGUAUCCCACACUGAGAAAGGCAAUCUGGUUACUCAGCAAAAUUUAUAGGCUUGUACAUUCCUCCGUCUUUGACGACCUUGCCCACCGCAUUGUCCACAGCACCACUCUCUCCCUUCGCCACGCCUCAACCCUCAUUACCAAGUCCGCUUCCCCUACGGACUCAGCCCUAUUUCUAAUUUCCCACCUGCUCCUCCUCAAACAGCAAAUCGUCGCUUUCGACAUCGAGUUCGUCACCCCAGAGACAGACCUCCAAUAUGACUUCUCCAGCAUCACGAACACCUUCUGGGAGCUGCGCUCCCGCGGUAACCUCUUUAACCCCCGUGAGCUCGUUGGCCUGCUCAUCCCAAAGGUGGUGGAGAAUAUGCUCGACGCCAAAGCCGAGGUCGAUACAGUUCUGCGCCAAGCCAUCAACGACUUCACCGGGCAAUUCGUCACGCGCAUCACCGAGCCUAUCAAAUCCAAGGACGGCAAGACAGUCAUGAAAGUGCCGCCCGCGGAAGCAGCGCCACGCACAACGAAGAUUAGGAAGAACCUCGAGCGCGAGACGCCGUUCCUUCGUUCUAAGCUUGAAGAGUAUAUCACCGACCACCGCACGCGCGAGAUGCUUGUCGCCGCCGUUAUGGAGGCCAUCACACAGACGUACGAGGACUGGUUCGAUACGGCGUACACUCCUAGUCUGAACGGUGCGGGACGCAGCGCGAAGGGCAAAGGGCCUGCGGACGGGGUCUGGGAUCCGGAUGUGUUUUCUGAGUGGUGUACGGGUGUUUUUAAGCUGGGCACCUUGGGGCUGGGCAUUCUGGGCGCUGGUGAAGAAGAAUAUGACAGGGAAGAGGAUGACAGUGACGCUAGUGAUGCAAGUAUGAGGGCGGUCAGUGAGAGGACGGGUACGGAGAGGACGGGCGGGACGGGCAUCAGAAUUCGGAUGUAA